CUAACAGAUCUUCUUGUUUCUAUCGUUUCAGACUGCGACUUUGAUAAUUCAACUUUCUGUGGCUGGGAAAAUGACAAAUCGACAAGAGCGAAGUUUACCUGGGUCAUAUGGUCAGGGAGCACGCCAAGCGUAACUACAGGACCUCAAUCGGAUGUGUCAGGCAAUGGAAAGUAUGCUUAUAUGGAAGCCACAGGUCGUCAACAUGGCGACAACGUUAGGCUUAUUAGUCCAGUAAUGCAAGGUCCAAAGUGUUUUUCAAUGAUGUAUCAUAUGUAUGGCGCCCACAUGGGAAGCUUAAUAAUCUACACGAAGAUCAACAGCAGUGAAACAGUCGAGUGGAUCAAAACGGGAAAUCAUCCCGACCAAUGGUUGGAGGCUGCAGUAUUCUUUAACUCAUCUGUUGAUUACCAGGUGAUCGAUUAG
Molecule: messenger RNA, 423 nt
Organism: Orbicella faveolata
Lineage: Eukaryota; Metazoa; Cnidaria; Anthozoa; Scleractinia; Merulinidae
Product: MAM domain-containing glycosylphosphatidylinositol anchor protein 1-like
Cellular component (GO): membrane
Source: RefSeq, a predicted model, not a curated record